Messenger RNA from Camellia sinensis, 3288 nucleotides. Its product is annotated as pentatricopeptide repeat-containing protein At3g09040, mitochondrial. NCBI's taxonomy places the organism in Eukaryota, Viridiplantae, Streptophyta, Magnoliopsida, Ericales, Theaceae. The record is from RefSeq and is a predicted model, not a curated record. Gene Ontology annotation, biological process: RNA modification. Gene Ontology annotation, molecular function: RNA binding; protein binding.
UAAUGAUUAAUAAUGAAAUUCUCAUUCACGAUUAUGAGAUUCAAGCCUGGCUUAAAAUGGAAAGUCCUAACGGCCUGCAAAUUCUGUUGGAGAAAAGUAGUCACAGACUCUGUUCGCAACAAUCUUUGCCUGAAAACUUUUUUUUUUUUUUUUGAUCGAGAAAAGCUUCAAUUUUUAUAUGAAUGUCUUCACACUAUUUGAAAAUGUACUUAAAAAUCGUAAAACUAAGUUAUGAGAAGUUUACGAGUUUCUCUUGCAUUGAAACCAAUUCGGUUUUUGUCCUGCAUACUCUACAAUUCCAAAUCCUAUUCCUCAUCUUCCGACCACUUGUCAGGCGGAGACACGGCUGCGACACUUUCCAAUGCUCUUGCCCUCGCCGCAAAGUUGAAGUCGUGUGUUUUCGGCACCCAAAUCCAUGGCCGUAUCGUCAAGUUGGGAUUUUCAAACGACACUUUCUCACAGAACAAUCUGGUCAAAAUGUACUCAGAGUCUGGAGUUCUGGGUGAUGGGUUUAAGGUGUUUGACGAAAUGCCUGAAAGAAACCUUGUUUCUUGGACUCUGGUUAUUUCGGGUGCAGUGAAAAAUGGUUUGAGUGAAAUGGCCCUGGAGGUGUAUUUGGACAUGGCAAGAACUGGGUGGACUCCGAAUGAGUUUGCCGUAGGCAGUGUUGCGAAGGUGUGUACUAGUAUGGGGGCUGAUGUGUUGGGGAUGUGUGUACACUGUUUUGCUCUGAAAGUUGGAAUGGAGAAGAACCCAUUUGUUGUCUGUUCGAUUCUGCACAUGUAUGCUAAGUUUGGUGUCAUUGAAUCGGCCGAGAGGGUAUUUGAGGGUAUGGAUAGUCAUGAUGUUGGUUGUUGGAAUGCUAUGGUUGGAGGAUAUGCACUUCGCGGCCUUGGAUUUAAAGCCAUGAGCACUCUAUCUUUGAUGCACAGUAAAGGAGUACUUAUGGACAAAUUUACCUUUAUUAAUGCUCUCAGAGGGUGCAUAAUUAUAGGUGAUCUGGAUUGUGGAAGACAGAUUCAUGGAUUGAUUGUUCAGAGUGAGAUGGAACCGAGUACUUCAGUGAUGAAUGCUCUCAUGGAUAUGUACUUUAAAAAUGCCGAGAAGGGUUCGGCUUUCAAGCUUUUCAAUGCAAUGCAAGAGAGAGAUGUUGUCUCUUGGAAUACUGUAUUUUCAGGUUCUUCUCAAGAUGUGGAUACAAAAGAAGUUGCAAGCUUGUUCAAUAGUUUGAUGUUCACAAGCUUGAAGCCCAAUCAUCUUACUUUCUCAAUCUUGUUUAGGCUAUGUGGGGACGUCCUUGAUCUUCAUCUUGGUCUUCAGUUCUUUUCUCUUGCGUGUCAUUUUGGAUUUUAUGAUGAAUCCCAUGUUUCAAGUUCACUAAUUAAUAUGUUCUCUAGAUGUGGAGUAAUCAAGAUGGCACGUUUGGUGUUUGAUAGUUUACCUUUUAAAUACAUAAACAAUUGGAAUGAAAUAAUUUCUGGGUACAAUUUGAGUUGUGAUGCUGAAGCGCUUCAGGUUUUCUGUCAAUUUUGGAAUUUGGGAUUUGAAGCAAAUGAGUGUACCUUCUCUUGUGCUCUGGAAUCUUGUUUUAAGACCGAAAAUCUACAAAUAAGCAAACAAAUCCAUGGGAUUAUAGUCAAAUAUGGUUUUGCCUCCCAUAGUUAUGUUUGUAGCUCCUUAAUUAAAGGAUAUGUCAAAUUUGGGUUUCCAGAUGAUGUAUUUAAAUGUUUGUUUGAGCUUGAGAAAAUAGAUAUGGUAUCAUGGAGUACUGUGAUUUCAGCGUUUGCGCAUCGAGGUUGUGUCGCUGAAGCCAUAAAAUUUCUAAAUUGUCUAAAAGAAGAUGGUGGAGAACCUGAUGAUUUUAUUCUUGCCAGCAUUUUAAAUGGUUGCGCUGGAAUUGCAUCUCAACACCAAACUAAAUCUGUUCAUUCACUAAUUAUCAAAACAGGAUACAAGGCGAAUUUAUUUGUUGCCAGUGCAGUUAUAGAUGCUUAUGCUAAAUUUGGGGAUAUUAGAAGUGCACGGAUGGCUUUUGAUCAAUCAUCUAAAUUCGGUGAUGUGGUUCUGUGCAAUACUAUGAUCAUGGCUUAUGCCCAUCAUGGUCUCAUUUCGGAAGCUAUGGAGCUCUUUGAGAAAAUGAAGUUGGCUAAUCUAAAGCCCAGCCAAGCCACAUUUGUGUCACUUAUAUCAGCCUGUAGUCAUAUGGGUCUUGUUGAUCACGGCCGUCUUUUGUUCAAAUCAAUGACCUCAGAUUAUGGAAUCGAACCUUUACCAGGUAAUUAUGGUUGCUUUGUUGAUUUGUUGUCAAGAAAUGGUUUCCUCCAAGAUGCUAAAAAUAUAAUUGAGGCAAUGCCAUUUGAACCUUGGCCGGCAAUUUGGAGAUCCUUGCUUAAUGGUUGUAGAAUACAUGGGGACAGAGAGUUGGGAGAAUGGGCUGCUAGGAAGUUAUUUCAGUUAGUUCCUGAAAAUGAUGCACCUUAUGUCUUGUUGUCAAAGGUUUAUUCAGAAGAUGGUAAUUGGGAAGAAGCUGCAAAGGUGAGGAAAGAAAUGAUGGAAAGAGGAAUUCGGAAGAACUCUGGUUGUAGUUGGGUUGAGAUAUAGUACAAGGUCCAUGUGUUUGGAUGUAGAAACUCUCAACUGAGUAAGUUUCAGAAGAACUGCUUGAACGUUGGUAAUGCUGAUUUAUUCAUUUUUUUCACCAUUAGUUCUUGGAUGGCAAUUCAUGAGUUGCUGUAGGCUAUUCUAAUUUACAUUGUCAACAUAUGAAUGUCGCUGGAGAAGUGAAGUGCACGUGUGGUGCCAUGAUAGGGAUUUCAAAGUAGAGCAGAGAAUUUUCAUUUUACAGAUCCAUGGAAAGAGAUGUGGUUCAAAUCGAUGAAGGAAAGAGAAGCGAAUAAAAUAAAAGUGGUUUUUGGGCCAAAAGUUCUUGAGUCAAUUUGAUGAAGGUUAGGAGAAUAGACAAUGUGUAAUUCCCUAUUGGAAUUGUGCCAUAGUUUGUAAAAUAGAAAAAAAGGCACGACUCCUGAAAAUGUUUAAUUUAAAAAUUUUCGUAGUGUCCCAUUUCAAAAUGACAAAGCUCUGAUUUUUCUGUAAAAGAGUGGAUGAGGCUGAGAAAUUGCGAGUUAUGGUAGGUUUUUUUUUAUGGAAGGACUGUUUAUGUAUGUUGGUGAUGUAGCAAUGGAAACCAGAGACUUGUAUGUAUUUUAUGGUGAUAGCAUUGUAUGGGAGCUGUUUUAUGUAGAAAAUUUACCCUUUUUGUUACUGGAAACUGGAGGUUUUUAUUGUAAC